Phalaenopsis equestris is the source of this 1482-nucleotide messenger RNA. Its product is annotated as probable polygalacturonase. The record is from RefSeq and is a predicted model, not a curated record. Gene Ontology annotation, biological process: carbohydrate metabolic process. Gene Ontology annotation, molecular function: polygalacturonase activity. Lineage: Eukaryota; Viridiplantae; Streptophyta; Magnoliopsida; Asparagales; Orchidaceae.
CACUCCACACCUCCAUUCAUCACUUCUUCUCCACUGUCUCUCCCUCGUUAGCGAUGGAGUUGUUGAGCAGGAGCUUCACUUUCUCUAUGCUGCCGAUGAUAUGUCUUCUAGUAAUGGCGGCAUUCUCUCGCACAGCGGAAUGCCGGUUUCAAACAGGCAGUAGAGUUUCGGCAGGCGUUGGGGGACCGGCGGCUGGGGAGCGGGAUAUAAAUGAAUGGCCGAUCAUUGAUCCAUUGCCCUCCUACGGCCGCGGAAGAGAUGCUCCUGGUGGAAGAUUCACCAGCUUCAUUAUGGGAUCCAACCUCACUGAUGUAAUUAUCACCGGUGACAACGGAACCAUUGAUGGCCAGGGAAGUUCCUGGUGGGCGAAGUUCCAUCACAAGCAGCUCAAGUACACCCGGGGCUACCUUGUUGAACUCCAACACUCUGAUCAGAUCUUUAUAUCAAAUCUCGUCUUCCUCAACUCUCCAUCCUGGAACAUCCAUCCAGUUUAUAGCAGCAACAUCAUAGUGAAAGGCAUAACAAUCUCUGCUCCAGUCAAUUCUCCAAACACUGAUGGCAUCAAUCCAGAUUCCUGCUCGCAGGUCCGAAUCGAAGAUUCCUACAUCGUGUCCGGCGACGACUGCGUGGCCAUCAAGAGCGGAUGGGAUGAGUACGGCAUCGCUGUCGGUCGACCCAGCGAGCACAUCAUCAUCCGCCGCCUCACCUGCGUCUCCCCGACCAGCGCAACCAUUGCGCUGGGGAGCGAGAUGUCAGGCGGCAUCCAGGAUGUUCGCGCCGAGGACAUAACCGCCGUCGACACCGAGUCCGGCGUGGUGCGAACCAAACCCGCCGUCGGCCGCGGCGGUUUCGUCAGGGACGUAUUCGUCCGCCGCAUGACUCUCAACACGAUGAAGUGGGCCUUCUGGAUGACUGGCAACUACAACUCCCAUCCUGAUGGGAAAUACAAUCCCGAUGCGAUUCCAGAUGUGGAAGGCAUAAACUACAGCCAUGUCGUGGCUGAAAAUGUGACGACCGCAGGGAGACUGGAAGGGAUAGAGAGGGCGCCAUUCAAGGGGAUCUGUAUGUCGAACGUGACGGUGGAGGUGAGGAAGGCGAAGAAGGCGGCGUGGGUUUGCGAGAAUGUGGAGGGCGUGGCGAGCGGCGUGACGCCGGCGCCGUGCGAUGCAUUCAAGAAUGAGGGGAUAGGAGCGGCUCAGUGUCCGUUCAGAGAGGAGAGGCUGCCCAUAGAGGAAGUGGAGGUGAGGGCCUGCACAUUGCCUUUGAGUUACAGUGUGUGAUAUGCUGUAGGAAGAAGUCUGUUGAAGAACUUAAAAAUGGGACCUUUUUAUGUAUGAGGGUUAAAAAUCUGGUUUUUGGCUUCUAUUUUAAUAUAUGAAGGUGAUGGAGAAUAUGUCUCAUAAGUGGAACUUAGUAUAAUACUGGAUUAAAUGCCUAAGGUGAUUUUAUCACUUGCUGAAUGAAUAUUGGAUUUUUAAUGAA